Messenger RNA from Anoplophora glabripennis (Asian longhorned beetle), 2244 nucleotides. Its product is annotated as ribonuclease P protein subunit p40. The record is from RefSeq and is a predicted model, not a curated record. Lineage: Eukaryota; Metazoa; Arthropoda; Insecta; Coleoptera; Cerambycidae. Gene Ontology annotation, cellular component: ribonuclease MRP complex; SCF ubiquitin ligase complex; multimeric ribonuclease P complex. Gene Ontology annotation, molecular function: ribonuclease MRP activity; ribonuclease P activity. Bases 95 to 1660 code for a protein of 521 amino acids. Gene Ontology annotation, biological process: endonucleolytic cleavage in ITS1 to separate SSU-rRNA from 5.8S rRNA and LSU-rRNA from tricistronic rRNA transcript (SSU-rRNA, 5.8S rRNA, LSU-rRNA); SCF-dependent proteasomal ubiquitin-dependent protein catabolic process; tRNA 5'-leader removal. The transcript has 2 exons.
CUAAUUUUAAGUGUAGACAAAGAAACAUUUCAAAAUUUGGGACUUGACGGGAAAAAAUCACAUUUUACAGGAAAAAAUAAAUAUAGAUAUAAAAAUGCCUAAACAUCGAGAUGUACCAUCUCUACAGAAACUAUCCCUUAAAAGCAUUGGGUCACUAGUAGUAUACAUGGCACCCUUUAUUAUAACCAAAAUACAAGUGUAUCAUGAGCCUCAAAAAAUAAUUACUAGCCUACAGCAAAGUCUUGAUUGGUUAAAUAAGUUACUGGUUUCACAUGUUCCUUAUUAUCUAUAUGAUACAAUGGCUGUGGAAGUAUUGAAGUCUGUUAAAACUUUAAUAGAGAAAACAAAAAAGACAUAUUACCCACAUACUUCAAUGUCUGCAUUUUUAACGGAAAUGAAUGUAGUAGUUAGUUUGACUGAAGUAGUGCUCAAUUCUCAUUUAAAACAGAUAGAUUUUUCAGAAUGGCCAAAAAUUAUGAGAUAUGUUCUUUAUAAAAAGUUACAUAAUAUGACUGGCCUGGAGAAUUUGAACUUGGGAUCUUGUUCUGGUGGUUGGAGAACUAGUGAAUAUGAUAAAAGUUUGUUAGAGGGAAUAUCUACAAUGAAAUAUUUAAAAUCUUUGUGCUUGUGUUUUGAUAGCACUGAUAUAAUAGUCCAGACAGUGGGAGAAAACUGUCCUAAUAUUCAAUGCUUAGAUCUGACUUCUUCUAGAUCAGUUACGGAUCGCAGUAUACCAUUUUUACUAAAAUGUAAAAAUUUGAAAGAACUUCAGUUACACAGAACAUCUGUUAGUAUCGAAGGCCUUGCACAACUGAUUAUAGGCUUACCUAAAUUACAAGAUACCGGUCGAUGUGAUGAAUUUGGAGGUGUUAUAAAAUAUCUAUAUCAGCAUCACCAGAAUCGUGGCCCAUUUGGUCUCAGAAAAGUACAAACUCGUGAUUUAUCUACUGAGAAUUUGAGAUUAUUUGUUGAUAUGUUUCCUAAAGUUGAAUAUAUCAGUUUAUUUCAUGAAGAACAAAUAUCAGAUUUAACUGUAUUAAUUUCACUGGAUAAUUUAAGGGAGUUAAAAUUGUUGUCGUGUGCAUUUUAUGGGGAUUAUUUAAAGCAACUUUUAGAGGUCAGAGGAUAUAAUAUCACUAGUUUGCAUUUAGAACACGUAGAGGAAAUGGAUUUUAAAGUUUUAGUAGAUAUAAGUCAAUUUUGCCCAAAGCUGAAAAGUUUAGUUUUUUACAACUGUGAUUUUAUGAAUAACUCCUCAAUUCCACCACAAAGAUAUAAAUUACAACCUUUUCUAAACUUGGAAAGAAUAUUUUGGGUUGUAGAUAGUGCUAUAAGUCAUUUAGAAUUUAUUUUAAUGCAUGCUUUAAAUAUUCGCUACAUACAUUUAGGAUCAUCCACUGGGAUCACUCAUUCAACUAUGGUAAAUGUAUUAAAUGUAAACCCUAUGAAACAACUUGAAGAAUUUAGGGUACUAUAUAGUAGCGAUAUGAAUAUGAGAACUGUGGAACUGCUACUAGCUAGUUGUACAAAUUUAAAAGUUCUUUCAGAAUUAGAAAGUUGGCAAGGAAUAAUGAUGGAAGAACUAAAAGGUUUUAAAGAAUAUAUUUAUUCUAGUAAUUUUGAUUUGGAUAUACGACCUACUUUAUCAUUUUCUACAUAGUGUGUUUAUUUAUGAGGGUAUUGUCUGAAGUUUUUAUUAAUUUAAAUGGAGGAAGCAAUUGCAUAUAUCCUCUUCAAUGUACUACAUGAAAAAUUUAUCUUGCAAUUAUUGCUGUACUGAACUUAUAUAUUGCUUCAAAGUGUUAGCCACCUAUUUAUUAAUUUGUUGUAAUGAAACAUUUAAUUUGGUUAAAUAUUUUGCAACAUUUAUAAUACUUGUGUUACACAUUGUCUGGUUUAUUGUCAAAUUUAAUAUUUAAAUAUAUACAUGUAUAUUGAUAUAAAUAUAUUUUCUUUAUUUUAUUUUUAAGUUACAAUCACAUAACAACAUAAUAAUUGUUAUUAUAACUUAUGUUUCUAGAUAAGUUUAUGCUAAUGCCUGUUUUAAAUUUUUUUUUUAAUUUCAAAUGGAUAAUAAGUGGGUAAGUGUUGUUGAUGUGAUUGUAUAAUAAAAAGUGUUUUUCUAACUUGUUUGCCAAUAUUUUAGUUAUUAAGAUUAAUUUAAAAGAAGAUUUUUUGGAACCAGGGAAACCCAAGUAUGAGAAAAUAAAAUCACGUUUGCACACACUGGGUAAAUUCACAGUU